Molecule: messenger RNA, 1695 nt
Organism: Pichia kudriavzevii
Lineage: Eukaryota; Fungi; Ascomycota; Pichiomycetes; Pichiales; Pichiaceae
Exons: 1
Coding region: 1-1695 (564 amino acids)
Source: RefSeq, a predicted model, not a curated record
AUGCAAUUGUUUGAUGGAGAACCAUCCAAUUACAAACAACAAAAUGAACUCAAAAACCCAGUUUUAUCAUCAUCAUCAUCAUCACAACAGCGACAAGCAUUACAACCAAAAGCAGAAGAUGAUAUUGAUAUAUUGGACAUUGCAAAUUCCAGCUUUUCUGAAGAAGCAACUAAUAAGACUAUUAAUACGUCCAUUGAUUCAAAGAGUGUCACAAUUGAUCCACCUAGGUCUGAUGAUUCCAUCAGCAAAUUGGAACAACUGAAGAAAGACCUGGGGAUUUCCAACAGGUCGAAUAAUAGUCUAAUGAUUCGUAACUUUUCUGGUUUGAGAUCAGUUGGUUCUUCAUCGACCAGAAGGUUGAACACUUUCUUAAGCGAUGAAUAUAAGGAUAUCAAAUUAAAAGACUUAAAUAAAAAAGAGAGAAAGCUUGAUGUUUCUUGUGUCGGUCAUACGGCUCAAAAAUCAAUGGACUCGAAGUUUUCACAAGGUACUAGUGACUUAGCAUAUAGCAUACAUUCUGCAAUUGAAGUUCGGAUGAUUACCCCCACAGAGUCUGAAAUUAGAAAAUUGAAUGACGGUAAAGUCUUUGAGGAUGCGGAUGAAUCAAAUCUCAUAAGUGAUGAUAGUAUAAUCAAAACUUCAACAAAUAGAAUAAAGUUGAACAUCUUACCCAAUGUUGACUACCAUAGAAAAUCAAUUAGAAACUCAAUGAUCACAACAACAUCUGAAGAUUCGAGAGAUAGGAUCACAAACGUACUGGUUUCGAGGUUUCAAGAUGCACCGGAAUUAGAACCACUAGUUCCACCACCUAAUUCCAAUUCCAAUUCUAAUUCCAGCCUAAAGUCUAAUUCCAACUUUGAUUCGAACUCUAACUCUAACUCUAAUAAUAAUAAUAGUAACGAUACCCUUGAAAGUGGAGUAUGUGAGUCUUUAUAUACCACCUUAGAGGAACAACCAGAAAACAAGCACCUAGCUAACGAUAUCUUUGAUAAAACACCUAUUAAAGAAGAGGGUGUAUGCAAUUCGAAUCAUACGAAUGAUGUCCCACCAAUCUCCCAAAAAACUACAGAGGAAGCUGUCGAAAAAGUUAUCGAAGAGCCUACCAAAAGACCCACUAAGAAAUCAGUUCCGAAAUCACAUGGGAAACAAAUAAAGACAACUGAGAGUUCUCGUACGAAGAAGAAAAACUGGUUUCAAAGAAUAACAUCUGCUUUCAGCAGCAAAUCGCCAACUUCUAGUACUACAAAUUCGAGCACAAGUAACUUCAAAUUCCAAUCAUUAUUCACUUCAAAAGCUAGAGAAACCGGAGGUAAGAAAAGGAAAUUUUCUUUAAAUUUCAGGAAACCCAAAUAUACCCCUAGGAGUAGAGGGGUUGGCUCUGAAUAUAUGAUUGAGAGCGAUACUGUUACAAAGAACGAAUUAUUGAAAUGUAUCAGGGAAGACCCAAGAACAAAGAUACUCAAACUGACAGAUAUGGUUGAAAAUGGUGGUGGCUUUGAGUACGUUUAUGAUAUCCCUAAUUUGAAAACUAAACUUGGCGUAAAUGUCAUUGAAAAAAUUGGAUCGGAAUAUGGUUUUGGAGGUUGUUUUGUCAAAUUGGUUAAAUUAGAAAUGGCUGAGAAAUCCUUCAAUUACUGGUGUGAGAUAUUCAAGAUCUUGAUCAAAGAACUUGAGAGUGAAGUCCCCUCUGACUGA